AUGGACGACCAAGACCUAGCCGCGGAAAUCGACCCCGAGAUGGCCGCCUUCAUGGGCUUCGCCUCCUUCGGCACCCAGCCCGCCGCCAAGAAGCGCAAAUACAACCACCGCACCGAUGCCCUCUCCUCCGCCUCAGGCCCCGCGGGCCACCACCCCGUCGCCGCCGCCACGGGCGCCAACCAGACCGCCCUCGCGGCCCGCACGCCUCGCGCCCCGAUGACCGAUGCGCCACCAGCCAACACCGACGAGAUAGCCCUUGACGAUGACGACGGCGCCGACAACGCCGAUGCCGACGCUGCAGCAGGAGGCGAGGACCAAGACCAAGACCAAGAUCCCGACGAGGGCGGUACGAACAUCUACUCCGACCCGACCAUCGCGCCGGCCCUUGCCCACGCACAGAGCCUCAUCGACGAGCUCUCAACCAGCGGUGGCGUUCCCUCCAGCGCGUCAGAAGACACCUCUGCCUCGCAGGCACAGGGCCCUGCCCUCCUCCCCGCCUCCGCAGCAUUGCCCAGGCGUCCCGAAGUGUCGUGGGGCAAGGAGAUGGGAUCCGCGCCGACGACCAUGCCGACGAGGGAGCGGAACGCCGAGGCUGCUGCCGGUCACCCGCCCCGUGGUGGCCGUCAGGGCUACCAGCAGCAGAGGAGCGAUGGGAAGCCUUGGUGGGAGGGGUACUACGACCAUGCGUCGAACGAGAACCCGUGGGAGAGGUUGGAGAAGAAGGCCGGUGUUCAGCCAAGGGGGGCUUGGUUGUCCAGGGGCCAGACGCAGACGGUAUGA
This is a messenger RNA of Colletotrichum graminicola M1.001, 780 nucleotides long. RefSeq lists its product as uncharacterized. The record is from RefSeq and is a predicted model, not a curated record. The coding region runs from base 1 to 780 and encodes 259 amino acids. The transcript has a single exon. Lineage: Eukaryota; Fungi; Ascomycota; Sordariomycetes; Glomerellales; Glomerellaceae.